ACAUCUUCAAGAACAAAGGAAAAUUGAUUUUAUAAAUAGUUAUGGUAUAUCUCUAGGGUGCGAAAGUAAAUGCAGAGAUCUUUAUUUGCGCCUGAAGUUUCUUUCGAUUACGUUGAAUAACCAUGAUCCGCAACAGCCUCUCCCCCCCGCGCUGCAAAGUGUAGCGACCCAACCCGGCUUGCUGGCUAGGUACACACAGGGCAUACAUACCCUCGCUAGUCUUUCGUGUGUGUUCGUUGUGGCUUACUGGAGGAUGUUACGACGCUACACCUUUCACUGCUUCUGAGGUGAGGCCCUGGGAUAUCUUCCGACCAUUUCAUCCUCUCUGGGGACGGAAAAGCACAAUGGGCCAGAAGGCUGGGAAGCAUGAGCGAGAUGGAGAAGGAGAAGGUUCUCCAUCUCCCAAGCGCUCCCCGAAGCAUUCCUCCAAGCGUGGGUCAAAAAUUUCAAAGUCGCCCAGCAGAGAGUCUACCCCAGGUGCAGACUCGCCUGUGGAUCAAGGGGCGGGCCAUACAAGUAAUGAUGUUGUUGGUGAUGAUAAUAUAGAAAAAGAAAAUAUAGAUCAGCCUCAACCAAGUCACCCACCAAAUCAUCACCUAAAAAGUCAAAGAUGGGCCACAAGUCUUCCAAAUCACCAUCCAAAGUCAAAUCCCAUAAAAAGGAGCACAAGGAGGGGGUUGAGGAACCCAUGACUAUUGACCAUCAGGGAACAGUAGAGAGCCAAGUGAGCUCCCAAGAGCAGACACCCAAGAAGAUGGAACAGCGAGAUUUAGAGCCCUUGACACCAUUGAUCAUCAAUGAUGUAUCGGUUACUAACCACAUCCCUCAGGCAACCUCUACACCAGCUGCCAACGGAGUUAUCAGCACAGGCAUGCAGCCCGCAAGCCCACCUCUCAGUCCGGGGUCCACUACUGACCAGAGCGACGAUGAAGCCUUCACCCCCACUGACCAGCAGUGUCUGAUGCACUCUCUUACUGGGAUGUGUUUCCCGGGCAAGCGAUGGUCGACAAAUAACACACAGGCACUUCAGCCAGGGGCAGAGGAGGAACCAAAUAAGCGCACCUCGGAACCCAACUUCGGGCGCUUUUACACAACAAGCUAUCUGGAUGGUGCCAAGAGUAACUACCUGCAAAGGUCCAGUGUGCAGGAGAAGGAACGUCAAAAGUCGCCACACUUUCACCGGCCAGUGAACUUCUCCUAUGCAAAGGAUCCCCCAGAUUUCUUAAAAAAGAAAAGCAGUGGCAUGAGUGCAUUAGCGACUGGUAAGCGCGUGGUAAAGGUGCGGCGAAGCUCAUCUCCUGCAGAUCUGCGCAAUGAAGAGCCAGUACGCAUGAGUGUGUUUCCCAGUGCCAAGCCCAAAGAACCCAAUGAGCCUGACAAGAUAGAGCGUGAUGACUGGCCAGGCCUGGCAUCUCCAGCUGCUAUCCUUCCAGAAAUAUUACGACAAAGGAGGAGAAGUCGUGGGGAGAAAGAUGAAGAUGAGGAGGAGGAAGAAAGUAUGAAGGAAGAUCCAAAAAUUCAGAGGGAACUGGAGGAAAUUUCCAAAAUAAAAGAUGAGUCUGGCAUGGGUAAAGUGAUUUAUCAGGAGCUGGAGGAGCUGAAAUGCAAACCUGUUAAACCUAUGGACCCUUGGAAGGCAUCAAGAGUUCCAAGUGCAAAGUAUGAACCUCGAUACCACACACGUUUCCAGUCCCCCAUGUUUGCCUCUCCUUCUCGGUUUAUUGAUCGAUCACGUCGUUCCUGGGAUGACAGUGAUAUCCGGGGAUACAGGUCUGCUGCUACAUUAGCUAAUUUGCCAAUUCCAAAACCAGGCUAUGGUCUUUCCUAUACAUCACCAAGGGCUGCAACGCUUCCUGUAGCAGGAAUGUAUGGAGCCCGAGACUAUACUUACUUUGGGUUUAGUGAUGGUAGUCACCGGGAGGACUCUGAGGGACACCAGAGAUCCAAUUAUACCUCGUCCUCCACUCUGACUGGAGAUAGUGGAUCCAGGCGAGAGGGUCGAAGUGGAGUUUCCAGUGUUGCAGCCUAUGAUGUUCCUUCAAUACCUCUGCUGAAGCUUCAGAAAAGCACUUGGCAUACUGAAGCUGAGCCUCCAGUGUAUCCGUAUGAGAGGUUAAAAAUCACUAAGUUUGACUUACCACGUGAUGCUGAUAGAAACAAAUUAGAGAUUCACCUGAACUCGGAUGAAUUCCAGAGACUUUUUGGGAUGCCUCGAGAGCGAUUCUAUCGUUUAGCAGAAUGGAAGAGAAAUGAUAUGAAAAAGAAGUUGGAUCUUUAUUGAUUGAAGCUUUAUCAGAAACAUCAUAGAGUAAACUCUGCCUUAGCUUUUUCAUGUUUGUUUGUUUGUUUUUUUUUAAUAUGAAGAGGGAGGGGAGAAAGUUAUAGGUACUUUUACCUUUCUUUCAGCAUAGCAUUAAAAAAUAAGAAUAAUUUUUCAUCAACUGUGUCUGCUAGCGCAUGCCACCAUCAGCUUUAAGUAUUUUUUCAAGGAAUUAAAAUUUGUAUAGACAUGUUAAAGCUUGAGAUUUGUGCUUUUUUUUUUUUUACUCUUUCAAUAGUGAUGAAUGGACACAAUCUAUUAGUGCAAACUGCACUGGAAGCGUUAAAAGGAAAAACUGUAGGUCUUAUGGGGUUUGUUCUUUGUUCAUGCAAUCUGGUUUGGUGCUUUUGUAAAAGUACUAUCAACCAGUGUGAUUGUCUUUCAUUGUAUUGCAAAAGUUUGAGAACAUUUAAUCAGUGAACAUUCAAGUCCGUAUGUAGCUUUCACUGCAUGACGCUUGACCAGUAAAAAGCAGCCUUGGGUUAGAAGUUGUAUGUUUUAUGUGCUCUUACAUGAUUGUGCUUACAGCUGUACGUAAGAGGUUUUAAUAGAAGUUAAUGCUUUGACACUUUUACAAGCCACUGUAAAAAAAAUUAAAAGGGAUAAAUUAUGAACAGAUUUGUGAGUUAGGGGUUAUUUUUAACAAUCUAUUUUAAGCAUUUUAAACUCGUACCUUGCAUUGGAGGGUAUUUGUAUUUUAAGCGUAGCAAGGCCUUAGGAUUUAGAUGCAGUUAAGAGGAGCUGGUAAUAAUUGCAGCCAUUUUGAUGUUUCUAAAUUAGUAAAGGCAUGGAAGUGAUGUCAGAAUCUCCUGUGAGGACAUAAGUUCUUUUUCCCCCUUUAAGCCAUUGUCCUUCAUGAUACUUUCUUUUGCUUCCUACCCUCUCACCUUUGAAAGGCAAAAUGAAAUGGUGGAGUGGGGGGUGGGAAUGCAGGACAGAAUGGGAACAAUAAAAAUAACCAAAGAAACAAAGAUCAGCAUUUAUAGGGCUAAAGUGAAACUGUCAUUUCUUUUUUUUAAUAAAGAUAUGUAUGUAAAAGUUAAACUUUGUUUUAUUUAACUUUGCUUGCACAUAAAAGUAAUUUUGUCAGUAGAGUUGUAUUUUAUGGUCAGUUAAAGAGUCCUUUUUUUCAUUAUUUUAAAAAUCAUUUUUAUCAAAAUCCUGAUGUUUUAGGUGAGAAGUCUAAAAUAAAUCCCCAGUGCUGGAAAGCAAGGAGCAGAUAAAAAAAUUCACCUAAUUUCAUGCAAGUUGUGUGAGAAUGUGAGGCUGCUUUUUUGGAUUGAGCUUUUUCUUUUUUCCUCAUAACCGGUUAAAAAGUUCUUUUAAAAUGCAUGCAAACUCAUGAAGGAUCCCUGCAGUGACUAGUCAGUGAUCCCUUGGAGUAACUUCUGCAUUCCUACUUUGAUACGGGCAAAUGGUGCUUAUGGCUGAAUUAUGACUUUAAGAAAAGAAAAAAAAAAAAAGAAAGGUUCAUUUUCAUCCCUUUUUUAUGUUUUUUAUUUCUACACAUUGUGUCAUGUUAUGAUUUAAAUAGUUGUGAUUUUUAGCUGCUUUAUAGCAUCCCUGUAUAGUCUGCAUGUGGUGUAGUAGACUUCAUGCAGUGAAGCAUUGAGCUAGAUCCACAGAGGUGUACUACUUGAUGUUUUUUGCUGCAGGUGGAGUCACAGAACAUUGUUUCCUGAUAAUUUGUUGUGGUUAAUGUGUAGAUGAUGAGCAUCCUCUUUCCCAUCUCAGUUUGGGAACUUAUUCUUUAUCCUCCCUCACCUCACUGCCAUGUUGUGUGUUUUCAGCCAUUGCACAUUUUGCUGAAUGGCAACUAUUGGCAUUGAUAUUUCAUGGACUUUAUGUGUCAGAUGGAUUUCUCAGUUGUUUAGUUUGUGGGUUAUUUUCUUGUAGGUUCUCCAAAUUUGACAUUAGCAUAAUAUUGUUUAAAACACUGUAAAUAGUUCCAUCUUGCAGCUUUUGUUGUUUUCUCUAGUUGUACAGGUAUAUAGUAUCCAGCCUACCUCUUUGAGCAUGUCAUGAUUUUUUUUGUUGAUUUUUUUUGUUUUUUUUUUUUGGCUGUGGAGUGUACAAGCCUUGGUAUAGACCACAUGGGAAAUGUGCAUAUUAAAAUCAGAAUGAUCUGCAAUGGUGGUGUUGCAGCAUAUUGAAGAGGACUAGGAAUAAAGAAGUUGAGAAUGCACAGCCUGUGAAUGCAGUCUUUUUCAUGUUGUGGACUGCUGCUAAAGCUUGCAAUGCACCCAAUGUUUUUCCUGUAGAAAUGUUUGAUUUUUUUUUUGAUGAGUGAUAAACGUUGUCCAUUAGGCACUCAUUAACUUCCAUGGUACUUGUAAAGAAACAUUGCAGCAAGAGAAAGCUUUGCAGGCGUUCAUUUAACAUUGAUGGGAGGUGUGACUUGUUUUUACAAGAUUUUAUACCACAGGGUGAAUAGAGUUCAGCUAUACAAAAUUGAAAUGAACAUUAAGCUUAAAUGCUACAUAGCAAACCACUUGCACCAUCCUUAGUUUUUAAUGCUUUUGUAUUUUGCACAUUUCUUAUUUUUAUCAUGGUAUAUUUAUUUUUGUGACAUUCUAGUGUUGUGAGGUGUAGAAUCUAGAUUUGUUCUUAGUGACUGUGAACCUAGUCCUUCAUCUGUUAGAAGCUUCUGCCAUUGCAAUAUUUUCAAACAUGUCCAUAUCAGACUGGAUCAUGCUGCCCCGAAGUGCAUGAUGUAUAUAUUUGUUUCAAGGCUGGAUUUAAAGAAGUAAAAAGGAACAAAGACCCCUAACCAGAAUUAGCUUAUUGUGUUCCAAUAUAUGUCCAAACAUAAAGCCACAUCUGCAAGUCAGACCUGUGAAUAAGAUUAAAAAAAUGGCAGGUAAAUGGUCAUCUUUGGAAAUGAAAAAGUCUGCAGAAUUGAUGUUUAAUUGUGAGAGUAGUGAUUUGUAGGAUUUCAGGUAUGAUAAUAUCUUGUAGAACUGUUUUUAUAAUGGUGCAGUCCUGAGGAUGCUUAUUGUGAAAGGUUUAUUACAUGCUGGGGGUGUUUGCAGCUACCAUACUCUCCUUGGCUGAAGUUUUAAUUGGUUUAAUUCUUGACGCACCUUCUGAUGGCAGUCAGAAACCUUUUGAGAGGCGAAAGGAGUUAUGACCUUAUACCAAGGAAUUUGAAAAUUGCAGAUGAGGAAAAAAUAGCCAUGAUUAUUUUUUAAUUGUACACCAUGAUUGGCAAUUUUUGUGGUUGUGAGCUUUGGUCAGUCCUGAAUGUGAGCUGCUGUCUCAUUUUAAAAACCAAGUCAUUGCAUUUUUUUAAACAUGAGGGAAGAGGGGUUUUAUUUUUUUUCCCAGAUGUACAGAUUGUGAUUUUUGUGCCAUUUUUUGCUGAAAACAAGCUGUGUAUGCAAGAAUAAAAGAAAGAUUAUACAUGCUGUCUUUCAUUUCCUGGCAUUAAAAAAAAUUUAACAAGCUUG
Messenger RNA from Pomacea canaliculata, 5769 nucleotides. Its product is annotated as dematin-like. Gene Ontology annotation, cellular component: actin cytoskeleton. The coding region runs from base 611 to 2281 and encodes 556 amino acids. Gene Ontology annotation, biological process: cytoskeleton organization; lamellipodium assembly. Gene Ontology annotation, molecular function: actin filament binding. NCBI's taxonomy places the organism in Eukaryota, Metazoa, Mollusca, Gastropoda, Architaenioglossa, Ampullariidae. The record is from RefSeq and is a predicted model, not a curated record. The transcript has 16 exons.